Molecule: messenger RNA, 1472 nt
Organism: Perognathus longimembris pacificus (Pacific pocket mouse)
Lineage: Eukaryota; Metazoa; Chordata; Mammalia; Rodentia; Heteromyidae
Product: E3 ubiquitin-protein ligase TRIM38-like
Exons: 6
Coding region: 1-1389 (462 amino acids)
Molecular function (GO): protein binding; zinc ion binding
Source: RefSeq, a predicted model, not a curated record
AUGGCUUCAGGUUCUAGUAUCAAGAAUAUGAGAGAGAUAGCUACCUGCCCCAUUUGCAUGAACCUGAUGACCCACCCAAUGAGCAUCAGAUGUGGACACAGUUUCUGCCAAUCAUGUAUAAUGGUCUUCUCUAAGAUGCUAAGCCAAAGGCAAGCAGGGAUGAAGAUGUUCAACUGCCCUCUGUGUCGUGCCCCAUGUAGUAUACAGAGUCUCCGGAACAACAGAGAGCUGAAAAAUGUAAUUGAAGUCAUCAAAAUGGACCAGGAGAUGCUGUGUGAGGACCAUGGGGAGAAGCUCCACCUGUUCUGUGAAGAUGAAGGGCAGCUCAUCUGUUGGCGCUGUGAGAGGUCAGAGCACCAAGGGCAUGCCACCGUGCUUGUGGAGGAUGUAUUGCAGGGAUACAAGGAAAAACUCCAGAAAGCUGUGGCUAACUUGAAUCAACUCCAAGAGGAAUGUAUGAAUCAAAUGAUGUUUGUGACAAUGCAAAAAACUGACUGGAGGAAAGAGAUAAACAUAAAGAGACAAGAAAUCAAGUCUGACUUCAGGAACCUUCGGAACUUUCUGCAUGAGGAGGAAAAAUCUUACAUCUGGAAGCUGGAAAAAGAAGAAGAGCAGAUGCUGGAGAGAAUGAGGAGCAGUGAGACCAGUCUGGAGCAGAAGAGCAAUGAACUCAAGAGCCAUAUCCUGGAACUGGAAGCAAAAUGUCAAGGCUCAGUCCAGACCAUACUACAGGAUGUGAAAGACACUUUGGUCAGGAGUUCAGCAGUGAAGCUGGAAGAUCCUGUGAACUUUUCCCUGGAGAUCCAAACUAUGUGUAAUGUCUCUGAGCUUUAUUUUGAUGUGAAGAAAACCUUAAGGCGCUAUCAAGUCAACGUGACUCUGGAUCCAAGCACUGCACAUCCUGAUCUACUUCUGUCUGAAGACCAGAGACAAGUGAUUCUUGUAUCCACCAAGGAAAAUCUCGAGGCAUCACCUAGGAGAUUUACUCCCUUCCCUUGUGUCCUGGGCUGUGAGGGCUUCACUUCAGGAAGAUACUACUUUGAAGUGGGUGUUGGAGAAGGAACGGAUUGGGAUUUAGGAGUUUGUUUGGAAAAUGUACAGAGGGGCACUGACAUGAAUCUUAACCCUGAGUUUGGAUUCUGGACCAUCCGGCUGCAAAAGGAGAAUGACUAUGUGGCACUUACCUCUCCAACUUUUACUUAUCUGAAUGAAAAGCUCCUGGUGGUAGGAGUUUUUCUAGACUACGAGGCAGGACUUGUUUGUUUUUACAACAUGACUACUGGUUCCCAUAUCCUUACCUUCCCAAAGGCUUCUUUCUCUGAUACUCUCCUGCCCUUUUUCCAGCUUUAUCCACAUUCUCCUUUGUCCCUGCCUCCUCCUGAUGAGUAAGGAAAGGAACAGUCUCUUUUUCUUUGUUAACCAACAGGGAAUAUGUGUAAAUCCCAUAAAGGUAGGCAUUUGGUCCAUUUUCU